This is a messenger RNA of Sesamum indicum (sesame), 2241 nucleotides long. Its product is annotated as pollen Ole e I family allergen protein. NCBI's taxonomy places the organism in Eukaryota, Viridiplantae, Streptophyta, Magnoliopsida, Lamiales, Pedaliaceae. The record is from RefSeq and is a predicted model, not a curated record.
AGAAAGCUGACCAACUCAUUUCAUCUGCAAACACACAUCAAAAUGAACUCUUUUCAUUGUAAUCCUUACUGCUCAUUCUUUUCAAUUCUCAUCUUAUAUGAUUGUAUAAUUUAAAUUUAGAUGCCGGUGUAUGUAUGUAAAAGAAGGAAUAAAGAAGUUUAAUGCACAUUUUGAAAACGAUACUUCCAAGAAAGCAAAAGACAAAAAGAAAACAAAGACUGCACUUGUCACGAGGUGACAUUCUGAAGCCUGCACGCUACCAAACAUGACCUUAUUGGAAACUGGACAAAUUUCGCUCUAUACACCCAUCCAUCUACACACAUUCCUGAUCCCGAUUACGAAAUACAUAUAUAUCAACUGGAAAAUGAAAUCUUAGUUUGUAUGGACGAUGGCCUGCAGGAUUGAUUUGCAGAUGGGAAGUAGGUUCGUUCUUCUUGUGUUUCUUGUUUUCUUGGCCAUACCAGCAAUUGCAGCGGUUCGGCGACCCAGCCCCGGAUUUCUCUACUCAAGAACCAGAGGAACAUGCACUCCCCAGUAUUGGAGCAGCCGGAGGGAGUUAUGGCCGAAGAUGGUGCCCCAUAAAUCAACGGUUUCCAAUGUUUUUGGGUCACAGGUCUUCGAGCGGUACCGGGAAGACCUGACGCUGCUGGAAGCGGCGGCGAGGAAUGACGAUGGAAAGGACGCGUUUGCAAGGCUGGUGAAGCAGUCGACGGCAGCGCUGCUCAACUCGUAUGCCCGAAAGGGGUACCCCUACGCGGCCUGGGAGGUGAAGACGCUGCUCAUCCAGGCGCUGGUUUCUGAACGCGCAGCAGCGUUUCAGGCUCAGAAGUUUCUUGAGGCGAAUGAGAAUUGUGGUUAGUUAUAGUUUAUUAGCUUGGGACGGGCUUUUGGUUUCUUGGAACGGUUGGACAGCUGAAAGUGAUAGCUUUGGUUUUGGAUUUUAAUUCAGAUCCAGUCACAUUAAUACUAGUAAUAAUUGCCUAUGCUGAGUAGUGGGAAUGGAGUGAUUGCACGUAAGUUGUAAGCAAUAGAAGAAUAUCUGCAACAUGGAAAAGUGGGUAAAAGAUGGCUGCAUUUCAGGAAUCAAACAAGCAACAUGGGAGAAAAAACAAGACAAGAAUCUGAAAAUUAGGCCUUUAUUCGAGUUCCCUAUGAAAUUCUGCAUAUUAGGAUAAGGGCAAUCUUGGUGAAAUCCAUUGUCUGAAGGAAAAGGAUUCGUAAAGAUUCUAUCUUUCUUGAUAAAUUUCCAAGUUAUGUUGAUUUCUAGAAGAUAUAGACAAGAAGUUUCAAGCUUAAACAAUAACGAGGAAACGAGAACCUAUUUUGUGAUUCUUGGGGUUGUUAUUUUAGUACAAGUCCAUAUGCUUUUUGGUGAUUUAUGUUCACACAAUUAAUUAGCGUAAGAUUUAAGCCAUCAACUGUUCUAGUUCUAUGUUUAAUGACUACUCCAUGACAAACUGCUGUCCCCACACGGCUUCUCCAGCAAGAAGCACUAUAAAGUAACAUUAGGUGAGCUUCUUCUCUACACUGUUAUCAGUUCAUUUGCUUCUCUUCUUCCUCUCUUGAGAACACACUGUUUGCCUCCGAUGUCUUUCCUGAAUUUGAAGAGACUGUUGGCCCCGAAAAAAGUUUGGAAGGUUUUCAAGAACAAAUUGCCUCUCAAGCUACACAAUCUCAACAGAUCAAAAGCGAUCAAGAAACCGAAGAACUUGUCCCAUAAAACUUCCAGGAGACUUGGGUGGCCAUCUCUCUCCAUUCAGCACAAGAAAUUCAAGAUCAAGCCUAAUCCUCAUCCUUUGAUCCACCAUCGGAACAGCCACUAUUACUUCCAAAAGAACCCGUCUCCAUCUCCGGUGUUUGUUGAUCAAUUAUUUAUUGAGACGGUAUCUACUGCAAAGGAACGUGUACAUCCAGCACCUGAAACAGUAGAAGCAGUAACCAUGAAGGAGAAAUCAUGUUCAUCCACUACUCUGAAGCAAAGUGGGAGUUUUGAUAAGAAAAGUAGCUUGCCAGGAUCAAGUUCUGAAGAUCGAACAGAGUUUGAUGAUAAGAAUAUGAUUACUGCAGAUGAUAUGUGGGAGUCGCUGGUUUUGGCCUCACCACAAAUGCAUGAAAUCAACGAAAGGGCUGAGGAGUUUAUAACUCGAUUUCGGGCUGAGAUGCAGAAUCAGGAAACGCUGGCUCGUAGGUUGUAGUAUUUAUUGCAUCUUAGAUGUACCCUUAGAGGAAAAGAAAAUCCUA